Molecule: messenger RNA, 638 nt
Organism: Phanerochaete carnosa HHB-10118-sp
Lineage: Eukaryota; Fungi; Basidiomycota; Agaricomycetes; Polyporales; Phanerochaetaceae
Exons: 3
Coding region: 38-562 (174 amino acids)
Cellular component (GO): nucleus
Molecular function (GO): protein phosphatase 1 binding; protein serine/threonine phosphatase inhibitor activity
Source: RefSeq, a predicted model, not a curated record
CCGUUUCAUAACUUUCUGCACCUCUAAGUCCUUCAUCAUGUCGAUGCUACCACCCAGUUCAUCUACCUCUGCGCCUUCUGAUGGUUCACGUACGAUAACUAUCCAAGACUCGCAGCCUCGCGAAGAGGAAGGCGCGAACUCUGGAGAUGAGCCGGAGGUCGGCACCCUCCGCUUGCGGGGCGGGCCCAGAGAACGGCGCAGGAGCAGGCCAUCAGUCAUCUGGCGGGAAGACGUUGUCGACAAUGAGCAUAUGGGUAAGAAGUCAUCGAAGAUCUGCUGUAUCUACCACAAGCCCAAGCGAUUUGACGAAUCCUCAUCAGAAGAAUCAUCCGACUCCGACUCUGAUUCAUCGUGUGAUAAUCGUCGAGCAUGUUCUCGCCGCUCUCAACCGCGCGAUGGGGCAGAUUCUAGAGUGGGUGGGGAAGGGACUGCUACUCGAGACGGCGGUAGCACCACGGUCCAUGCUGUACAUGAGCAUGACCUCGAGCUUAAUGCGUACGAGCGACAGCCAGGCAGGAAUUUGAAGAAGGGGAAGGCACCGGCUCGGAGUACCAGCAGUUAGAUAUGUUAGCACCUAUGGACUACUGUACUAUAGCCGUAGUUAUUCUUGGUAUGGCACGCUUCCCUCGUUUAUCGUG